Osmia lignaria (orchard mason bee) is the source of this 1232-nucleotide messenger RNA. Lineage: Eukaryota; Metazoa; Arthropoda; Insecta; Hymenoptera; Megachilidae. The record is from RefSeq and is a predicted model, not a curated record.
UGCGGACACGCUGUCAGAAACGUAUCACCGAAAACUCAUCGAAUAUUCAAUGUGUAUUUUACCCGCCCUUUGCAUAUCUGGUGUCCACGUGGUCGAUUGUCCUAUCUUAUUUGAAUAAUGAAUGUUUCAUUAGCGCGUCAUUAAAAUACCUAGGGACUUUUUGACGUUAAAAUGACGUCGAACCAUAAAGGAAUGAAACAUUUUAUUCGACGAGCACCUAUUACGACAAAUUCAGAAAAAGCUGUCGUGGAAUAUUUCUUGUCGAAGCAGGAAGAUCGUAACAUUAAAAAGUAUCCGGAAUGGGAUAAGCCAAGAGUUUACCCGGCAUUAGAAGCAGUUAGAGCUCGUUGUGAGUUAGCAAAAGUCGAGAAGAAAUUACAAGCGAAAUGGGUCGAACAGGAGAAAAAGCGAAAAAUCAUGGACGAACAGUGGAGGGAAAUGAGAUUGCAAGAGUCGAUAUUGCGUGAAUCAUUUAUAAAAUUCAAUAGAUUCGUAAGGGAAAAUCAGGAAAAACGCGAACGCGCCGAGAUGAAAAUCAAAGAGGAACGGGAGCGUCAAGCGAAGCGGAUGGAAGAAGUCAACGAUUUGAUCGAUAGGCUAAAUUAUAUGAAAGAAACUCGUGACAAGAUGAAGAAACACGUGGAUGAAUAUAAAAAGUAUCAAACUUAUUUGGAUAAAGUUGUCAACGAUACAGGAGAAUUUCAGUCAAUCGCAGAAAUUUUUAAUCGUUAUGAAACUUUAAUGGAGGCACGAAUGAUUUUAGCCGAGCACCAAGAUAAGAAUCUUCAAAUAUUGGAGCAUCAGGGAACGGAACUGCAUCACAUGACGGAAUCAAAGACCGAAAAAUUCAUGGGAUUGAAUAAUCAAUUAGCGCAAUUACAAGCUAGACGCGACAGGGCAGAAGCGCGAGCCCGUAAAUGGGAGACGAUCGUCUCUAAGAUAAAAGUAACUACGGCGGAGAAAAAUCUAGAGCACACGCAGGUAAAGACUUGUUGCUGGAAUCUGUAUCAACAGAUCUGUAAGAGAAAGGGUAUUGCCGUUACCGUCAGUAAAGACGAUGUCGAGCAACAAUUGAAUCAAAUCAAACAAACGAUCCGUGAACUAAAACGACUGAUCAAAGUCGCUAAAAAACGUGCACCGAAGGAAGAGGUACGAAAGCCUUGAAAGAAGAUUUUCAAUUCCUUGUAAAUAAAUAUAUUUGAUCGCAAAGUAAUAAAGUAAAUACUCAUAAA